AUGUCAAAUAGAUCAAAUAAUUAUACCAAUAAUUAUAAUACUGUUACUAAUAUGAAUAACAGUAAUCUUAGUAAUCUUGGUCGCAAAUGGUUAGAACCCGCUCAACUUCUUCCACUACCACCUCCACAUCUCCCCACGAGGACAAUAAAAGCAAAUCAAAAUGUAAAUGCUGCCAUUGCCGCUUCCACUGUUACUGCUAAACAAAAAUUACAACAAUUAGAACAAUUAGAAAUUAACUCAACAACGAUUACAGCAGCUACUGCAGAUCAAUACAACAAAUACGACAAAUACUUUACAACAACUAUUAACAAUACUACCCAAAGUCAAGCAGCACGACAACAACAAGCAUUAAAUAUUAGACAACUUUUAACUGGACAAUCUUUAUGA
Molecule: messenger RNA, 387 nt
Organism: Diversispora eburnea
Lineage: Eukaryota; Fungi; Glomeromycota; Glomeromycetes; Diversisporales; Diversisporaceae
Source: the annotation of a GenBank genome assembly